UAUAUAGAGAUCACAAUGGGGGAGGAGCUCCAAGCAGCACACCUUCACCGAUACAGAUCCGUUUUCCUUAUCUUCUUCAAAGUCUUCUCAGCCUGGUUAUAUCCAUUAAUCAGUCAUCUCAGCUUCAUCACCAUUUCAGUUCUUCGAGGGGAAGCUCUUCUUUCCUCAACUCUUUGGUGGUGCUCUGCAUCAUCUUAUUUUCUUUCUAGCUUGCAAGAACACUUGCAUCCUGCACCGAAUGGACAGAGUCAUGAGGCUGGCGUCGCAGCGGGCGGUGGUGGUCUUCAGCUUGAGCUCAUGCUGCAUGUGCCACACCAUCAAGCGGCUCUUCUGCGAGCUGGGGGUGAACCCGGGGAUCCACGAGCUCGACGAGGAUCCCAACGGGAAGGACAUGGAGCGAGCACUGGCGAGAAUGCUGGGCUGCAACUCGCCGGUGCCCGCCGUGUUCAUCGGCGGCAGGCUUGUUGGACCAACCGACAAGGUCAUGUCCCUUCACCUCGGUGGCAAGCUUGUGCCGCUGCUCCGCGACGCAGGAGCUAUCUGGCUCUGAUGAUUCUGAGAUGAUGGAGACAAAACAAACCACAGAUCUCUGAGUUAAUGUUUUGGCUUACUGCUACUGCUUUCUUUACCUAUGUAGGUAAGAUGAAUGUACAUUGUGUUGCUUACCCUCCUUGAGAUGUAAUUUUCAGCACAUUAUGGAGUUGCUGCAUCUACAAACCUGUCACUGGGUAUUGAAAGGUCAGCAUCUUGAGAACAAGUAUCUCUCCUAGCAAAUGCUUGAGACGUACUGCACGGCUAGUGUAAUAUCAUCUUUAAAGAAGCUUCUGUUUGCUGUUUCAAGCAGGAAAAAUGUAAAACCUGGUAAUGUGGGAGCAUAAUCUUCAUCUUUGGGGCUCAACUGCUACUUAAGUGAUCAGAUGCUCAGAGGAUUUGUAUGAGUAGUAUCUGUUGAAGAUAGGCAGAGGCAAAGUAGGCUGUAAUAUGCACUCCAAUGUUUCAGAAGGCAACAAUAGCAGAGUCACAUAUCAACCUUUCUCUUCCUAAAUUGAGUUGAUGAGUGCCUCACACAUACUCCUAAGGUGAGAAAUUAAGAGAAGUGAUGUGAU
Molecule: messenger RNA, 1106 nt
Organism: Musa acuminata AAA Group (dessert banana)
Lineage: Eukaryota; Viridiplantae; Streptophyta; Magnoliopsida; Zingiberales; Musaceae
Product: glutaredoxin-C1-like
Exons: 1
Coding region: 239-550 (103 amino acids)
Source: RefSeq, a predicted model, not a curated record